AUGACACCAUCGGAAGUUGCAAACGACGCCCUCAAUGCUACGCUUGAGGCUGUACAAGCUCUGAUGAAGCGUUCUAGACGGGUGGCAAAAGAUUUGAAGCUAUAUGGGGGGAGCGCCACAUCAUUCUCCCCUAAGCUGCUGUCUUGUGCAGCCGUAGUACGGCAGCACUCAAAAGCUGGGGCAUUUGUAUCAUUGCCUGACUGGAACUUGGUGGUCGACAAUGACCCACGCAUUAACACCCACCCACGGUUCCACAAGACUGUUGACUAUCGUCGUUCCCCCACCUCUCCCAAUGCAGAACAAGAACCUAGUUCAUCAUCUUCCAUAGUACCGGCGGAGCUGCAUUCAGUGACAGAGACGCUGGAAGAUGUGAUCCCAGCUGGUACACCAGAACAGCCUGCCCAAUCGAAGGCCCCGCAUCCCGUCCAGUCGCCUUAUACUGUCUCGGAGGUGCAACUGCCUGCAUUGCUAUCCCCUGCUGCGCCGGUUACAGAACCCAUGGUAAUCGGAUAUCCGAAGCACGCCUCUGUGACUUUCAAAGAACACGUUGCCGGAAGUAUCACAACGGCACAGAAGGCGACCCCACCGCCAGACAAGAAGCAGAAAGAUAACGGAAAGCGUUUCGACUGUGAACCCACACCAACUCCGGUAUCAUGGAAGCCACUCCAUAAACGAAAGAGAAAGUUCAUGUCGGAUGACGAGGAGACAGGGGCCUCUGGUACAAUCCAUGUUAAGCACAGGGCGUUAUCGGUGAAGGCCGGUAAUGCUGUCGCCCGUUCAGACAGGUCUCAAACAGACGUUGUAGACCAGAGAGGGUUUUGGGAUGCAGAAACAAGGCCGGCAGGAUGGGGUCUAGAUUCUACAAUUGCCACUGCAGUGGAGUCCAGCAUUCUGUUCGUCACCAUUGACGGCGCUGGCGUCCGGCAGAGGCUGCAAGCGAAAGCUCAGGCAGCUAUGACCGAACCCAGUAUCAACCCACGAUCCAAAUGUUCCAAGACACGCACACCCAAGUCACAUGCGGCCGUCAAAACACCCUUAGCAUUUGCCCUGCCAAAGACCACCAAACCUUCCACUCGUUCAACCUCCCGUGCCGUGCAAACAGUUGUUGUAGACAACUCACCGAUUGGUAAUCCAUCUGUUGCAUCCUUUCGACUCAGCAAACAGUCAGGUUUGCAACCAUCCGCACCAGCCAUCCUCCCGGAGCCUGAACCGACCGCAGGAGAUAUAUUGCAGAGCAUCCAUGACCUCGGCAGGAGAUUCAAUCUCCUUGCAACCAAUGAGCGAAUGGAUGCUUUGGAUACAAGGGUUGAUUUGGUAGAGCAGAGGAUUAGCGUAAGGCUGAUGGCAUUGGAGGAACACUUCUCUAUCUCGGAUGCCCAUCAAAGAUCGGUAACACAGUCCAUCGGAAAUCUGUCGAUGUCCUUCUGGGCACACAGGAACAAUCCUAGUGCGCAUCGUCAUCAAGCUAACGGUACCACAUAUGCACCCCAGCAUCACCCGGAACAAACCAUUGCAUCAUGGCCGAUCUGUAAUUCUACUGGUGAUGAACACCCGGGCAUCUCCACCGUGGGACAAGAGUACACCCAUGCAUGGGAUCAAUCCCUCACGACAGUUUUUCCAGGCAACACCCGGGCCUCCACAUCUGGGUGGCAGUUCGCCCACGCUCCGGAUCCUCCGUAUAUGCGCCGGGAUUCGAUUGCAUCUUCCCGACUGUCCAGCGCAUCGCCUGUCGAAUCGGAGGAGUAG
This is a messenger RNA of Suillus fuscotomentosus, 1746 nucleotides long. RefSeq lists its product as uncharacterized. Bases 1 to 1746 code for a protein of 581 amino acids. The transcript has 7 exons. Lineage: Eukaryota; Fungi; Basidiomycota; Agaricomycetes; Boletales; Suillaceae. The record is from RefSeq and is a predicted model, not a curated record.